This is a messenger RNA of Caenorhabditis briggsae, 738 nucleotides long. The transcript is spliced from 5 exons. The record is from RefSeq and is a predicted model, not a curated record. Lineage: Eukaryota; Metazoa; Nematoda; Chromadorea; Rhabditida; Rhabditidae. Bases 1 to 738 code for a protein of 245 amino acids.
AUGAAAAUGAUUCAAAUUUUUGAAAAAGUGACAUAUGGACCAUUUCCUAUGCCAUUUCCUUCUGUGAACUGUGCAUCGGAAUGUUUCAAUCUGGAUUACUGUAUCUUGUCUUGGCGACCUUUAAGUGGGUGUUGCUAUCAUUAUAGCUACGUGAAUCAACCAGAUACUAUAACAUUUGUGGAGACAGGAAAAGGGGAAAAUAGUAUUAUGGCUUUUAAGACCAUCAUAACGGGCACCACUUGCCCAAUAACCUACACUGAAAUGAAUUUCACAAUGACCAUUCCAACUGAUGACACUUAUUCUUGGAAGAAAAUUGGCAAUUCCUGGGGUCUGAAUGGAUUCAGAGAUGGAUGGACACGAUUUAAUAGAACUUCUGGUAUUUCUGUAUGUAUGAAAGCGUUCAAUGUCCCAAAUCUUUGGCGAUCUACUGCGCUUACAUGGUGUGAGCAGGAAAAUGCUAUCUUCGUUGGGAUGGCUUCGAUAGAGGAGAGUCAAUGGGUUCAUGACCAACUGGACUCGUCAUACAAUUAUUAUGCUUACUGGGUGGAUGGUACUCUAAUUUGCUCGACUACUUGUAAUUUCUCAAUGUUAAACUACACUGAUGGAUUCACAACUGGAAGUGCUGCUCUUGAAACCACCACCAAUGUUCAUUUCGAACUACGACCAUUUGUUGUAUUUAGGAGUAACUACGCUACACAAUGUAUCCUGCAAGUGGUGGAUCUCCUGCUGAUGGAGUAG